AUGAUUUUCUCGCGUUUCUUGCUUGUCGCUGUUGCUGCCGUCGGUGUUGUCGCUCACUCCCGCUCCGGCCAUGCCCAUAAAAUCGGCAUGGUUCGGGUUCCUGCAAAGGUUGACGUUGCUCCCCGGACUUACUCUGCAUCCCCCUACAAAGACACCAUUGCCAAGCUCAAUGAAUACCAAGAGCAAACGACCGAUGCCAUGGCUGGCCCGGUGUCCGAACGGGAGGCCAAGUUGAUAGAGAUCACAGCAGGGGUGCUUGAUUGUGUCAAAACUUACAAUUCAGACUUCAAGUCCAAGUUCUUGCUGUUGGACCUUGGCAAUAUUGCAAAAGGAGGCGAGAUAUCAACUGUUGGUAGCAAAAUGUAUCAUAUUCUCCGUAGCUGCAAGGGAACUCGCAGUCAGCAACUGACUGAUAAUAUCCAUGCUAUCAACGUCGAGGUCGACUCUAUGGGAGAUUUCCUAGCCCAGAAGCUGCCUCAGCCAUUGUCAAAUAUGGUUAUUCCUGCAUUUGCGAAAUAUUCAGACAGGAUGGAUAUGAUCGAAUACGCUACGAAGCCCGCCUCCUACUGA
This is a messenger RNA of Rhizoctonia solani, 570 nucleotides long. RefSeq lists its product as uncharacterized. NCBI's taxonomy places the organism in Eukaryota, Fungi, Basidiomycota, Agaricomycetes, Cantharellales, Ceratobasidiaceae. The record is from RefSeq and is a predicted model, not a curated record. The transcript has 4 exons. The coding region runs from base 1 to 570 and encodes 189 amino acids.